UUCUCAGAUUAGUCAUGCGACAAAUGAGAUUAUCUACUUUUGACGACUCCUUUAUUAGGAUCAGGUGGCUGCCGUGAUCCUUCUUGUGUACAUUAUUAAAUCGCACGAGCUAUUGUAUCAGAUUUUGUGUGCAGCUAACUGCAAAACUCGAAAGGCUUCUCCUUCCCACGCGUGUUUUAGAUUCCAAUCUUCGGUUCUGUGUAUUUUCAGUUGCCAUGUUAUUUUAACAAAGACUAAUUACCAGAUUAAGGACGCAGAAUCUAUAAGCUAGGGUUUUUUUUUAAUACCCCGUAAUCGCUUUUUUUUUUAAAAUAUUAUUUAUUAAUUUGGUGAAAAAUUAAUUUAAUUUUGAGUUGCUGGUCUCACAAUGGCUUCGAGUUUUGAUCGGUGGGAGAAGGAUCCUUUCUUCUCUGCGGCGGAGGAAGUUCAAGAAUCAGCAGACAGGAUGGAAUCAACAUAUAGAACCUGGAUGCAUUCAAAGAAGGACGCUUCAAGUUUGUGGAACUCUGAGGAACUCCACCGCGAUCUUCGUACUGCCCUUGGCACCACCAAAUGGCAGUUAGAGGAGUUUCAACGUGCUGUCAGGUCAAGUUACAAUCAGAGCUCUAGUGAGGAUUCAAGAGACAGGCAUCGUGAAUUUAUCAUUGCAAUUGAGGACCAGAUUUCAAAAAUUGAACAUUCAUUACAUGAGUCUGCCCUUUUGGAGGGCAAGGCAUCAUCGCCUUGGGUGCGAUUAGAUGAAGGCGAGUGUAAUGAACUUGCAUUAUUUUUGUCAGGGCCAUCAGCACUUGGAGACACCGCUUCUCUUAAAAAUCAUAACGGGGAUGAUAAAAACCAACAAAAGAUUAGUAAAGGAUUGACCACUGUUUGUUUGAAGGGCUCAAACAAUUUAGUCGAGUGGGAUUCCUUGGAGGCCAGAGAUGAGAAAUCUCAUGAGCAUAGGAGGACAGCCAGUGCUAGUGCUGACAUUGGUGCUUGGAAGAUUGCGAUUGCUGAAGUUAGCUGUCAACCAAAUUCUUCCGAUGGGCAACCCCUGAGACCCCCGCGAAAAGCACCUAGUUUAUCAGGAUUUUUAAGUUCCAUGGAUUGUGCAUCCGAACUCAAGUUGCCAAAGAGUGGUGUUAGGAAAUGGAAGGCAAUGGAUAAUAAAGAAGAAUAUGAUACUGUACCCUUGCGUUCUUCACAAGCGACCAAGGGCGUUCAUGCAUAUUAUCAAAAAAGUAAGAGCUGCCUGGAUGGUUGUGAUGAAUGUUACGCUAAGCAACUUUAUGGCUGGUAUGGAGUUAUACAGAGACAACUUCAACGGUCUCAAUAUCAAAUGCAAUAUAGUCGGCCUGUUCAAGUGGUUCUCUGGAUUUUUCUUUUCUUUUGUUUAAUUGGUGAGUAUUACGAGAUUCAUUCAUUUAUAUACGCAUAUAAAUGCCUGCUUGUGUUGCAUCUUUAUUGCUGGAGUAGCAUUUUUAACAAUUAUUAGUUAAUCUUUUUGUUAUACAUGAACUUUGACAAUGUCCUUAAAAAGUUAUUGAUAAUUGCUUGUAAUUUCAUAGUAGUUCAAAAUUUUGUUUAGGUUUGGAAUAUUAAGUUCCAUUUAAAAAGAAAUAGUGGCAUAUCAUAUAAAUUUGUAUGUUACCUUACCUACACAUUCACCACAUGCAUUUAACAACCAAAAUUCUGUAGAAUUAAAAGCUCUGCCCCAUGAUUUGUUGUGGUAUCAAAAUUGCUUAUAGACUUUAGAAACCAAUGCCAGCCUGUCCCCAUCUGAAUGUUAUGGGGUUUCUUUCAAAAUUUUUCUUUGUUUUGAAGUCAAAUCAUGAUUCAUAUUAUCAUAUUGCUUUCUGGGCACUGCUCAGUUUUGCUUCAAGCACACUGGACUGAGAUUGGUCAUGAUAAUCACCACUUUCAAGUUUGGUAAAAAAGGUGUGGAUGAGAUUGAAGUGAUCGUUCCUGCAUCAAAGAUUUCAUGUUGUGGAUGAAAUAUGGCAUACUGAGUGGAAAAUUUCUUGCUUAUGAUCUAGUAAUAAACUUACCUGUAACUUGAAAAGGAUGCUUGAGAUUGGUGUUGAAUUUUUUUUUUUUUUUUGAAACCAGAUUGGUCAUUGGUUGUGGAUUUAUCAAGCGAAGCAUUUCGUAGUAAUUGUUUGCCUAGACCAGUUGCCUCAUGUUGCAAUUCCCCUUAAUUGCAAGAUGAGUACACUCCAUUUGCUUACCAAUCAGAUCAAUUUAAUAGAUUUAUAGCAAACUGAAAAGGAUAUUAAUUAUUUAUCAGAUCAAAUGAAGUGCUAAUAAUUAUUUAUCUUUUUUUUUUUUAGAAAUGUUAAUUGUGAAUAAAAAAAAAUCAUAGAAUUCAGGUACUUUUACAUGUGGUUUUGUAUUCUGCACCAAAUAGUGGAAUCGGAAUCCUGAAGCAGUGAUUACUUUAUUGUUUGACUACUGAAAUUUGAGCAAAAUUUGGGCUUAUUUGACAUUUGAAGAUUCCUAGUAAACCGAAGAAGAGAUAAGCUUGCAUUAGAUUUUCAACCUUUACUGCACAUGAUAAUACGUUGAUUCUUUGGUUUGUGGAUCUGAGAGGUAUUUAAAGAAGCUGAUUUAAUUGUUUGCAUCUUACAGUGUUUUAAAUUUUUAAUUCAUUGUGUUUCAUUCAAAAAAAAAAGAAACAUCUUGUUUCCAAGACAUUUGCGUUCAUAACCUCUUCAGUGAUUGUAAGUUGUUGCGCAUUUGUUGGUAACUUGGGUUGCUGGAUUUUAUGUUUAAACGAUAAGAAAAAUUCUCCAAUGGACCAACUUAGCACCCCCCCAACCCCAAGAGAAGGGGAAGGAAGAAGAAGGAUUAUAAAAUGACUAGGGAUUUAUUUUGGAUACUUACAAUUUUAAUAUGGGUUUCCAGAUUCAUUGAUGCUGAUUUGGUGUGUUUUCUCUGCAGUGUUAAUUGCAUUACGUGCAUUGUGAGGACCUAUGUAAUCUUCAUUCUGCAUUUUACAGCAGGGGCAAUAUGUGCCGUGAAGGGUGUUCUAGGGGCAAGAUGUAGGAUAAGUGUCCUGGAAAAGGUUUGUUCAUUAAGUGGCUCAUUAGGGAUAUAGGUAGGUUUUUCAUUUUUUGUAUGCUGCAAUAUUUUGUUCCACGUAUAACUUCCGCCUUCAUCCCUUACUCUCUCUAGUAUCUAAUUCAAUGAUUCUUCCCUUUCCCUUCAAAUUUUGAUUUCUUUGACGAGGGGCAAUUUAUGUGGUAUUAUUGUAAGAGCCAAGAGUCACAUAGAAAGUUAGCAAAGGAUGAUUCUUGUAUGUUAUUGGAUCCUGUAAUGCAAUCUUUUCUCUUGUAGUCA
This is a messenger RNA of Hevea brasiliensis (rubber tree), 3318 nucleotides long. RefSeq lists its product as uncharacterized. Gene Ontology annotation, biological process: Golgi vesicle transport. Gene Ontology annotation, cellular component: membrane. The coding region runs from base 368 to 1474 and encodes 368 amino acids. The record is from RefSeq and is a predicted model, not a curated record. Lineage: Eukaryota; Viridiplantae; Streptophyta; Magnoliopsida; Malpighiales; Euphorbiaceae. The transcript is spliced from 4 exons.